This is a messenger RNA of Beta vulgaris subsp. vulgaris (sugar beet), 1943 nucleotides long. Its product is annotated as eukaryotic translation initiation factor 2 subunit gamma. NCBI's taxonomy places the organism in Eukaryota, Viridiplantae, Streptophyta, Magnoliopsida, Caryophyllales, Amaranthaceae. Gene Ontology annotation, biological process: formation of translation preinitiation complex; positive regulation of translational fidelity. The record is from RefSeq and is a predicted model, not a curated record. The transcript has 9 exons. Gene Ontology annotation, molecular function: tRNA binding; translation initiation factor activity; GTPase activity. Gene Ontology annotation, cellular component: cytosol; eukaryotic translation initiation factor 2 complex. Bases 278 to 1672 code for a protein of 464 amino acids.
UCCCCAUGGGCACAUGAAAAUCAAAAACAAAACCUCAAAUGAUAAAAAUAGUAGCCUGUGAGUAACGCAAGUUCAAGGAAAAAACGCCCAAAGUGAAAACAAAACCCUAGGAACUCACUCUUAUUCCCUCUCUUUCUCUCUUACCUCCCAUUCUCAGUCUUUCUCUCUCCGACCUUCGUCGCCAUCCGUCCUUCGACUCGACUCUCUCUCUCUCCUCCGCGAGCUGCGAUAACUUUUGGCAUAUAAGGGUAGGGGAGCUUAGACAACUGCAAACAAUAUGGCGCGCAAAGGACUUAUGGAACAGGACUUGAGCAAGUUGGAUGUGGCAAAACUACAUCCUCUUUCACCUGAAGUUAUUUCUCGUCAGGCUACAAUUAACAUUGGAACUAUUGGUCAUGUGGCCCAUGGCAAGUCAACAGUCGUAAAAGCUAUAUCUGGUGUUCAGACCGUGCGGUUCAAAAAUGAGUUGGAGCGUAAUAUUACCAUCAAGCUUGGUUAUGCUAAUGCCAAGAUAUAUAAGUGUGAUGAUGACCGGUGCCCACGACCUAUGUGCUAUAAGGCAUAUGGAAGUGGUAAGGAAGACACUCCUAUGUGUGACGUGCCUGGAUUUGAGAAUGCUAGGAUGAAGCUUUUGAGACAUGUUUCUUUUGUUGAUUGCCCGGGUCAUGAUAUUCUCAUGGCUACAAUGCUUAAUGGAGCUGCUAUUAUGGAUGGAGCUUUGCUUCUUAUUGCUGCUAAUGAGAGCUGUCCGCAACCCCAGACUUCUGAGCAUCUUGCUGCAAUUGAGAUUAUGCGGCUUCAGCAUAUUAUCAUUCUCCAAAAUAAGGUUGAUCUCAUCCAAGAAAAUGUUGCGAUAAAUCAGCAUGAGGCUAUUCAGAAAUUUGUUCAGGGAACUGUUGCUGAUGGAGCGCCCGUAGUUCCAAUUUCUGCUCAGUUGAAGUACAACAUCGAUGUUGUUUGUGAAUACAUAGUCAAAAAGAUCCCCAUCCCUGAGAGGAAUUUUAUCUCACCACCAAAUAUGAUUGUGAUCCGGUCUUUUGAUGUCAAUAAACCUGGUUAUGAGGUUGAUGAAAUACGUGGUGGUGUUGCUGGUGGAAGUAUAUUAAAGGGUGUCUUGAAGGUAAACCAAAGUAUUGAGGUUCGACCAGGAAUCGUCGUGAAAGAUGAUUGUGGCAACAUAAAAUGCACACCCAUAUACUCCAGAAUUGUUUCAUUGUAUGCGGAGCAGAAUGAGUUGCAGUUUGCUGUGCCAGGAGGUCUCAUUGGGGUUGGUACAACGAUGGACCCUACUUUAACCCGAGCUGAUAGAUUGGUGGGUCAGGUACUAGGGGAGGUUGGAUCUCUUCCAGAUGUUUAUGUUGAGCUAGAGGUGAACUUUUUCUUGCUUCGACGGCUGCUUGGUGUCAGGACAAAGGGGACUGAGAAGCAGGGAAAGGUUACAAAACUGACCAAGGCAGAGAUUCUUAUGUUGAACAUUGGGUCCAUGUCGACUGGUGCCCGUGUCAUUGCUGUCAAGACUGAUUUGGCGAAGUUGCAACUUACAUCUCCAGUCUGCACAAGCAAAGGAGAGAAGAUCGCUCUGAGUCGGCGGGUUGAGAAGCAUUGGCGACUUAUUGGGUGGGGACAAAUUCAAGCUGGUACUACACUUGAUAUUCCACCCUGUCCUCUUUGAGUGUGAAACAAAGAGAAAGAGACUAGAUAGUAAAACAGUAGUUCGGGGGAAAUGUGGGUUGGGAGAGAACUGUUGGGAACAAUUUUUUUGAGAUGGAGGAGAAAACCAAAACCAAAUCUCUUGCUCGAAUUUUUUUUGCGGUACAUGUUUCGGAGAUUAUUUGCACCUUAUCAUAUGAUAAUUUUUGUUUUGCUACUUUUUCUGAGUUUGUUGUACAUUUCGGAGGCUGUUCCCGAACAUAAAUUCAUUCGCGUAGUUAUCACUUCUUUUA